UGGUCCAUUACUCACUGGCACUGCAGCUUCUGGGUCAGCCUUUGUAGGCCAUGGAUCUUGGGCAGUAAUUGUGGCAGUGACAGAAGGUGCACGAGCAUGGCGGCCAAGCUGGUAUGGUGGUUGAAAUGUAUAGAAACUGUACGUGCUACUUAAAUUGAGAAUUCUGUAUAUUGUAUUGAUCAGAAUUUGGUACAUAAGGAAACAAUAUUGUGCCUUGUCACACUUGAGACCAAAGAAGCUGGCUAGGCUAGGGAGAAUUUUUGAAGUAAAUAAUCUUCAAGUGGUGGUGAACAGGUCCAUGCGAGAUUCAGCAGCCAAUGUUGUGCCUUGUCAACUAUCACAUAGUCAAUUCAACCCUAUGACCUUUUCUUUACAGGUAUGUUCGUUGCUAUAAAUACCCUUCCAUUGCCUCCCUCCAUUUUCAUCAUCAACCUCUGAAUUCUCACCCUACAUAUUACAAACACAUCGAAGAAGCCAGAGAACAGAGAAAUAAUCAAAGAAAACCCUUACAUUUUCUCAGAAAACAAAGGGAAAAAACCAUAUACAAUAUAAUGGCCUCUUUACAAGCUUCAAGCUUUCUUUUCUCUUCUUCUUGUAGUUGUUCAACAAGAAUCAAUGCUGCUGUUUCGGUACCUCAGCUUCCAAGAUUUCGUCUCCCAGUUCCAAGAACCCCAUUAAGAUUUGUUGAGGAACUGAAUUUAAAAGAUGGGUUCACAAGUACAGUCCCAUUAUUAGAAAACACAAGGCCAGAUCAGUGUGAGCCAAUCGAGUCUAAAACUACUGCAGCAGCAGCCAAGCUUUACGCAAUCUUAGAAGCUGUUUCUGAUAGAGUAGAGAUGCACAAAAACAUUGGGGAGCAACGUGAUAAUUGGAACAAACUUCUUUUGAAUUCAAUUAACAUGAUCACUCUAACAGCAGCAACAAUGGCUGGUGUUGCAUCAGCUGGUACAGUUGGAGCACCUCUUUUGGCUUUGAAGUUAUCUUCUACUCUUUUAUUUUCUGCAGCUACUGGAAUGUUACUGAUCAUGAACAAAAUCCAGCCUUCACAGCUUGCAGAAGAGCAAAGAAAUGCCACAAGAUUGUUCAAGCAACUUUAUAGCCAUAUACGAACAACACUUGCUCUUCGCGAUCCUACCGCGUUAGAUGUGAAGGAUGCAAUGGAGAAGACAUUGGCUCUUGAUAAAGCUUACCCUCUUCCUUUGUUAGGAAAAAUGAUUGAAAAGUUUCCUGAAAAUUUUGAGCCUGCUGUUUGGUGGCCCAAAACACAAGGAUCCCCAAGAAAGCAGCACAAAACACAAGGAAAGAAUGGGUGCAGUGGGGAUCUUGAAGAGGAGAUGAGGGAGGUGAUUGAAGUGAUAAAGAGAAAAGAUAGUGAAGAUUACAUGAGACUAGGCAACUUGGCAUUGAAGGUUAACAAGAUCUUAGCCAUCUCUGGUCCACUACUCACUGGCAUUGCAGCUGCUGGGUCUGCCUUUGUAGGGCAUGGAUCUUGGGCAGCGAUUGUGGCUGUCACAGCUGGUGCAUUAGCUAGCACAGUCAAUACAUUUGAGCACGGUGGCCAAAUCGGUAUGGUAGUUGAAAUGUACAGAAACUGUGCUGGAUUCUUUACACUUAUGGAAGAAUCAAUUGAAACCAGCAUUCAACAAAGAGAUUUCGAGAAAAGCGAAGACGGAGAAAUGUUCGAAAUGAAUGUUGCAUUGAAGCUUGGAAGAAGCUUGUCACAACUAAGAGAUCUUGCCAGAAAAUCCUCUUCUUCUCAUGUAGAUGGAAGCACCAUAGAUGAGUUUGCUAGCAAACUUUUUUGAUAGUAUUAGACCUCUCUGUCCAUAACUAAUUCACAUUCUUUUAAAAAUUCCUUUUGUACAUCAAAGUAACAUGUAUAGAUUAUCACAAAUGAUAUUCAAUUUUUUCCUCAAGAA
This is a messenger RNA of Populus nigra (black poplar), 1919 nucleotides long. Its product is annotated as probable F-box protein At4g22030. NCBI's taxonomy places the organism in Eukaryota, Viridiplantae, Streptophyta, Magnoliopsida, Malpighiales, Salicaceae. The coding region runs from base 552 to 1805 and encodes 417 amino acids. The transcript has a single exon. The record is from RefSeq and is a predicted model, not a curated record.